Molecule: messenger RNA, 1499 nt
Organism: Chaetura pelagica (chimney swift)
Lineage: Eukaryota; Metazoa; Chordata; Aves; Apodiformes; Apodidae
Gene: LRRC42
Product: leucine rich repeat containing 42
Exons: 8
Coding region: 1-1269 (422 amino acids)
Molecular function (GO): protein binding
Source: RefSeq, a predicted model, not a curated record
AUGGCAGGAAAUUCAAAAACUUCCCAUCCUCCCCAAAUACUGCAGCCUGAAAGGCACCAGGAUGCGGGGCCCGUAUACGUGCGGGAGGGCGGGAGGCUGCACUUGGUGAGCGGGGUGAAAGCAGCGCCUUUCAGGCUGUUUUCCCGGGGAUUCUCGGUGGAGCUUUGUAUGAACGGGGAGGACGACAGGGCCAGGAGGCAGAGGACCGAGCACUUCAUCUUCACGUACACCAGGGAGGGGAACCUCCGGUACUCGGCCAAGUCCCUGUUCAGCCUCGCGCUGGGCUACAUUUCGGACAACGUCGACCGCGUUGACUCGCUGAUUGGCUUCCCGGAGCAGAUUGCUGAAAAGCUCUUCUCGGCUGCAGAAGCGAGGCAGAAGUUCACAGAACCAGUCACGGGGCUGAGGGCCCUGCAGAAGUUCACCGAGGCCUAUGGCAGUUUGGUGCUGCGUUCCUUAUGCUUGCGGAACGGAUACCUGGUUAUCUCUGAAAAGCUGGAAGAAAUUAAGUCUUUCCGGGAGCUGACAUGUUUGGAUCUCUCCUGUUGUAAACUUGGAGAUGAACACGAGCUGCUGGAACACCUCACCAAAGAGGCUCUGUCUAGUGUAAAACAGCUUCUCCUGAAGGACAACUCCUUAUCAGAUGCAGGCCUGCGCAGGAUGACGGCGCCCGUACGAGUGCUGAAAAAGGGCCUUGAGAAUCUCUUGGUCUUAGACUUGUCUUGUAACCCUAAAAUCACAGAUGUGGGAAUUGGAUACCUUCUUUCUUUCAAGAAGCUGAAUUGUUUGGACAUUUCUGGGACAGGUCUCAAGGACAUUAAUGCUGUUACCAAGCGGAUCCAAACACAGCUGGGCCUGGUUCACUCCAAAGUGCCUCUGAAAGCAUUUGAUCAUAGUAACUGCAGAACAGAGGGAUGGGCAGAGCAGACAGUCUUGCAGUGGGAGCAGGCAGUUAUGGAGGCCAUCAAGCCACAAGACAACUUGAGAUCCAGAACAUCGGCUCUGCGCUUCUAUGGCAAGACACACAGAAUAGAUGAAGUAGUGAGAUGCAAGCUGGUGGAGGCAGAAACAAAAACAUGUGGAAACUUGCAGUUUUAUAAGGAAAAAGUUCAAAAUUGCCAUUUACCUUUGAAAAAGGAGGUUGCAGGCAGCCAUGAAUUAAAGAACAAUAAAAAAAGAGCUUUGGCUGAACAGGAGAGAGAAAGGACUUCCAAACAGAAGCACCUGUGCCUCACUGUGGAGGACUGGGACUUGUUAAAUACCUACUGAGUCAGAAAGAAGCUGGUCUUUUGUUGUUCUCUUGCUGAUGACAGAAUUUAGACCUACUGAAAAGGAGUAACAAAAGAGACCAGGAUUGUUAAAAUCUGGUUGCUGUGAUGUCCUGUGGGUUAACCUGCACUUGGGGGAGGGAGAGAGGCAAGGAGAAGGGUGAUAAUACUACUGUAUAUUUUCAAUACAUAAUAAUUUUUUUGAAAUAAAGUUUUUUGUUGUCAUCCUUA